UAAGUAUCAAAGUAAGUAUAUAAUAAGUAUCUGUAGGAACGAAUAAAUUUAAAUUUAUUAAUUAAAUUUUUUGAAAUUCAAACUGUAUUUGUUGAGUGAUAUAAAUUUCAGUUUUAUUAUAAAAAAGUAGGUUAACUAACAUGACGUCAAGCUAUAGCGAAAUUAAAACCAAUAGCAUUUGGCUGCUGUAGGUCACGUGGAGCGCCUCCACCAAUAGAAAUGCAAACCAGUCUUUGUGUACCUUUUCACAUAAUAGCAAAACAGAGUGUACUCUAUGGAGUGAGUGGUGUUAUAUUUGUCAAUUUUAUGACGCUAAAUACGUAAAUGUGUGAAAUUCAGGAUUAUUCUAUUGAGCAUAAGGAUAUUUAUUCGAGUAAAUAUUCGGGGUGCUCAGACAUGGAUUUGUACAUCACUGACUCACUCCAAGACAUGUUGGACAUGGAUAUAAAGAAUGAAAUAGCAACUGAUCUGAGCAGUAUAACAGAUUUUUCUGACUCACUAGGAUUAAAUUUCUCAGAAUUGCCACCGUUAUUAGAUAUGGACACAGACAACUCAGUGACAUGGCUUAACAAUUCUUCUACAAGUUUCGUCCAUAAUCUCGACUUGUACGGGUCUGAAGCGAAUGCUGUCAUGGUUAAUCCAAAUUCGGUUAUGCCAUCAACGUUUGCGGAAACGCCAGUCAAAAAUAUCGUCAAAGAAGAAGCAUCAAAUCUGUUGCUAACAUCGGCUGCUAACAAUGAUGAUCUGAAUAACAGUACGUCGUUAUCCAGUCCAAAGGAAGAAAAAAGCCAUCUAACAUUCUCACCGAACGCCAUUAAAGUUUCAAAGAUCCAAGAAUCAGAAGAACCUCCGCCGAAAAAACUAGAAGAAGCCACACAAAUGGUUAUAUACGUUAGAAAGCAAGAUAAAGCCGUAGUAAAAGACUUGUUAAAGGAUUUAGACACGAGUAAAGUUAAAACAGCUACCCUACCUGCAGCGACACCUACCGUGCGGGUUAAAAGUCAAUCGGAACUAUUGAAAGUGAAUAACAAAAGCUGUUCAAUAUUAAAUAGUAGUCAUAAAAUAACAAAUUCAUUAGGAACUAAAACUAUUAUAUCUGGUAAUAUACACAUACUGGAUGCUCAGCAAUCUAGGACAAUUUUAGCCAAUGGUAACAAAAACGCGACAAUACUGAUCGACAACUCAUCGCUAAAUAACAGUAGACAACUAAUUAAAACUUCAGUCAGCAGUGCGUUCACAGUGGACACUAGCCAAGCUAAAUAUGUAAAUAAUUCUAGUAAAACAGUAGCGGGAGAAUUCCCUAAACCGGCUUAUUCAUAUUCAUGUCUGAUUGCGAUGGCCUUAAAGAAUUCUAGGACGGGAAGCUUACCAGUUUCAGAGAUUUACAAUUUUAUGUGUCAGCACUUUCCAUACUUCAAAACUGCGCCAAAUGGGUGGAAGAACUCCGUCCGACACAACCUAAGUCUCAAUAAAUGUUUCGAAAAAAUUGAGAAACCCUCAACAAAUGGAAGUCAAAGAAAAGGUUGUUUAUGGGCAAUGAACCCAUCAAAAGUUGGAAAAAUGGAUGAGGAAGUUCAAAAAUGGUCAAGAAAAGAUCCACAAGCAAUCAAAAAAGCGAUGGUAUAUCCAGAAAGUCUCGAAGCGUUGGAGCGAGGGGAAAUGAAGUAUAGUGGGUUCGGCAGCGACAACGAAGUGGACGACGACGUCGACCCGGACGUGGACGCGGAGCUCGACGCAGACUUCGAGAUAGACGCCGAUGUGAAGGAGGCUGUGGAGGAAGAGGAGACUGUUAUUGAGCAGGAGGUGUCGGACCAGGAGUUGGAAGUUGAAGAAGUAGAGGGCACGGGCAUGGUGGGCGGCACAUACCGCCUGCUGGCCACUGGGCCGUCGGGCGCGCUCACCUCCUACAUCGCGGACAUGGAGGCCGAAGACGUCAGUGACAUCGAGGUGUUGGACCAUUCGUAUGAAGAGAUCGACAUUGAUGUUACGAAACCAGUCAAACUAGACCUAUCGCUUACAGAAAAUUAUACAAUUCAUCCAGCGAAACGGGCAAAGACGAACUACAUUUACCAACCAGUUACAACGCAAUCGCAUACAAGCAGACGGAAAACCCCACUGGUGAACAGAGUGGCUUUAGUUUAAAGACUUUAUUUUAACUCUUCUGUGUUAUAAUGAGAAUCAUCUAAUGUUGGUGAAAUAUUAGGUGUAGCAUAGUUUUCCAAAUAUAAAAGUGAAAUAAGUGCAAAUGAGUGACCCCACCCGGCAGCGGUCGCAAGAAUAUUAUAGUAUGGUGAGUUCACACUAUUUAUGAAACAAAGCGCAUUUACAUG
Molecule: messenger RNA, 2330 nt
Organism: Maniola jurtina (meadow brown)
Lineage: Eukaryota; Metazoa; Arthropoda; Insecta; Lepidoptera; Nymphalidae
Gene: jumu
Exons: 9
Coding region: 325-2142 (605 amino acids)
Biological process (GO): regulation of transcription by RNA polymerase II
Molecular function (GO): DNA-binding transcription factor activity, RNA polymerase II-specific; transcription cis-regulatory region binding
Source: RefSeq, a predicted model, not a curated record